Molecule: messenger RNA, 1791 nt
Organism: Mytilinidion resinicola
Lineage: Eukaryota; Fungi; Ascomycota; Dothideomycetes; Mytilinidiales; Mytilinidiaceae
Exons: 3
Coding region: 1-1791 (596 amino acids)
Cellular component (GO): cytoplasm; nucleus
Molecular function (GO): mRNA binding
Source: RefSeq, a predicted model, not a curated record
AUGUACUCCUCCGCCUAUGACACGGGCUCAUCGCGGUCGCCGGGCUCACACCGCCACCAGCCCAACACGCUGCACCGCCAGCCCUCCCGCCAGUUCGACGCCUACGGACAGCUGCCCACCGGCGGCCUCUACACUGCGGAGGACCACGCCCGAGGCUACGAUUCGCAGCCUCGAAAUUACGACCGACUCAACGCUACCAUACACAGCGGGUACGGCUACGACAUGGGGGGCAGCCAGGCAUGGAACGCCAGCGCGUUCAACCAAAACAACCCCCUCUCGACCAUCGGGGCCUCGAGCAGGAUGAAGCAGCCGGCACGGGGCCGGAGUGCUCUGCCUACGCCCUGGAUGGACCAACCACAGCCGCUUCCCAACUUCUCCUCACUUCCAGGCCUUGGGCCCGGACACCCCAACUCCGGGCUAGGCCCAUCCCUGCGACAGGAUAGCUACAAUCCCGAAAUGGACGAGGAGUUGAUCCCUACGGCUAUCGUCAUCAAGAACAUUCCCUUUGCCGUCAAGAAGGAGCAGCUUGUGCAGCUGAUGACCGAUCUACGACUUCCGCUGCCUUACGCGUUCAACUACCACUUCGAUAACGGGGUAUUCCGAGGUCUUGCUUUUGCAAACUUCACGACUGCCGACGAGACGGCCCAGGUCAUCGAUACUAUGAACCAUUUCGAGCUCCACGGGCGCAAGUUGAGGGUCGAAUACAAGAAGAUGCUCCCCUUGGCGGAACGGGAGAGGAUUGAGCGAGAAAAGAGGGAACGUAGAGGCCAACUCAUUGAGCAGCAUCAGCCCAUGACGGGAAGUCUAACGACGCAGCAGUCCUACUCUUCUCUCAACUCCCAUGUGCCCGCACAGUCGCCUUCGCCAGUGUCAGGGCAGGCAUCGAAGCUCAACGUAGACAUGAACGACGCCCAGGUGCUGCAAUUUUACUCACAACUUUUGUUGUUCAAGGAGACCGCCGAGCGCGAGAGCAUGACUUUCCCUCCCUCGUUGGCACCAAGCCAGCGCCGCAUCGUCCAUACCCUGGCCCAUAUGCUGGGACUAGCACAUCUUUCCAAGGGCAGUGGUGAGCAGCGACAGGUUCACAUCUUCAAGCUUCGCGAUGAUCCGAACAUGAGCCCGCCCAUGCCUCAAAUGCCGACCAGCCAUCCGAAUGAGCAACCGCGCCGAGGCCUCAACAGGGCUGCCACCACAGAUUUUAGCGAUGUGAGAGCACAUGAGUCAUUCUAUGGCAACCUCAACCGACAAGGAUCUGGGUUUCUUGGAUUUCCGGAUUCUCCUGGUGGCUUGACUGCAGGCCCGAAUCUUCGAGCCGCAAAGUCGUAUGCGGAUCUUCGAUCCUACACGCCAUCGCCAGUGCCCUCAAUAGCCAGCCUUCCUCCUGUGCAUCACUCGAGGAGAGAGGGAGAGUACUUUUCUUCCACGAAUCCUAGCGUCACCCCUACGGCUACAUCAAUGAGCCAGCGUGAUGAGGGUCUUUUGGUGAACGGCUUGAAUACUAUGAACCUCGGCAAUGGGUUCGGUCAGAAUGGUAGCCCGCGAGGUCUACGCGGAAUGAUGUCUUGGGACCGAGAACGAGAGAACCCUGGCCCGAUUGGGGGUCACCGGUCUUUCAGCACAAAUUACGAUGAGCAAAGCCGUGACAGGAGCCAGGGACUGCCGUCGCGACAACCCCGAGGACCCGGUCUAGAACGCGGCACUGGAUUCUCCCGUGGCAGGCAGAACGGCCACCAUGGCCGCAACAGCGAUGAGCUCUCAUCGCAAUCGAAUGUCGAAAUUGUUGUCGAGUAG